Messenger RNA from Hordeum vulgare subsp. vulgare (domesticated barley), 1808 nucleotides. Its product is annotated as protein TRANSPARENT TESTA 1-like. The transcript is spliced from 2 exons. Gene Ontology annotation, biological process: anatomical structure development; regulation of gene expression. The coding region runs from base 249 to 1382 and encodes 377 amino acids. Gene Ontology annotation, molecular function: DNA-binding transcription factor activity. The record is from RefSeq and is a predicted model, not a curated record. Gene Ontology annotation, cellular component: nucleus. NCBI's taxonomy places the organism in Eukaryota, Viridiplantae, Streptophyta, Magnoliopsida, Poales, Poaceae.
UCACCAGCUUCCCCAGCUUUCUUUCCCGGCUUCUUCCCGGCCGUGACAUGCACGGCUUGACGUAGACAUAGACGACCCCUGCAGCUGCACUGGCGCCCCUCUCCACUGAGAACCCGCCGCCCGCAUAUAAAGCCGGCCGGGGCGUGCGCUGCGAUAUACUCUAUUGCAAGCGAGGCACGCACGCACGCACGAACGUCUAGCUAGGUAGAUACAGAGAGAAGGGGUCCGGGGUCCGGAUUGUGCCGUAUAUGGUGCUGAGUGCUCACGCCAUGGAGAGCGUGCGCUUCUUCGAGUGGCUCAGGCCGCGGUCGCCCACAUCCUCCUCGUCGUCGUCGUCGGUGCUCUCAUCGACGCCGUCGAGAGAUCGCCUGGUGCCCGGUGAAGACCCAAGCACCAUGCUGUGCUUGCCGCUCCUCGGCAGGGUCGGGGCUGGGGAGAAGACGACGACGAGCACCACUGGUGGUAUCCCUGUUGCUGCUGGCGCGCAGACAAGCCCUAUCAAAGAAGAGGUGAGCGGUAUCACGGAAGACGCCGGUGUUGACCUCAACAUCGGCUUGCCUGCCAGUCGCUGGUAUAGUUCUGAAGAAGAGGUGCCGCCCAUGGCCAUGGCCAUGGAUGAGGAGGAGGAGGACGAGGAGGAGGAGGAAGAGGUGGAGACGGAGGAGGAAGAUGAGAAGCCAAGGUACGAGUACGACAGGUGCAAGGUGGAAACAGGCGUGCACGUUGAACACGGUGAGAUGCUGGUGGAGUCAGUGGAGGGGUCAGAUGACCACGUAUCAGUGGACGGGGAAGAGAGCAGCGGCUGCCGCCACCGCCGGUUCUGGAUCCCGACGCCGGCGCAGAUACUCAUCGGCGCGGUGCAGUUCGUCUGCCACGUAUGCAGCAAGACCUUCAAUAGAUACAACAACAUGCAGAUGCACAUGUGGGGCCACGGGCGGGAGUACCGGAAGGGCCCGGAGUCGCUCAAGGGCGCGGCGGGGCAGCCGACCCACGCGGCGGCGCUGGCGCUGCUGCGGCUGCCGUGCUACUGCUGCGCGGCGGGGUGCCGGAACAACGUGGCCCACCCGCGCGCGCGGCCGCUCAAGGACUUCCGCACGCUGCAGACGCACUACCGGCGCAAGCACGGGGCCAAGCCCUUCGCCUGCCGCCGCUGCGCCAAGCCCUUCGCCGUCAAGGGCGACUGGCGCACGCACGAGAAGAACUGCGGCAAGCGAUGGUUCUGCGCCUGCGGCUCCGACUUCAAGCACAAGCGCUCCCUCAACGACCACGUCCGCUCCUUCGGCGGCGGCCACUUCCCCGUCGCCCCCGCCGACGCGCCCGCGCCGACGCCGACGCAGCAGCAGCGCAUCAUACGGUUCGAUCAGUGCCACGCCCGUGCGUGAUGCUGCUUGACGGAUGAAUGAAUUGACAGGGUUUAUUAAUUAAUUAUUGAUCGUCGAACCACCAUUAGCUAGCUUGUUUUGAGCACCUGCGAUUGGCAUAUACUCCAUAUAUAGACGUGUACGUACGUAGAAGCUUGGAACAUACCCGCGCGUUUAUACAAUAAUAAUAAGAUCAUAGAGGUUUGCCGUGAAGAUGAUAGCUAGGCUGUGAAGUAGCCGAAUUUUCUUUAGGAGGAGCUGCACAUACUGGCAGUUUGUGAGGGAGAAAAUUUGUCAGCUUCACAGGCCAAAGUAAUCUAAUGGCAGAUAUAGUAUGUAUCAAAUGUAAUAUCAAGCAUGCAUGAUUUCAAAUUGUAUGUGAUUAACGAGAUGGACUAUUUAAUCACUUGUUAACGUCUGACUGGUCGUUGAUCAUUAUUUAGGUGA